AAGAAAUAAUAUAGUAUUAAGUCACAUGAAAACAGGCAGCAGCUUGAUGUGUGACUCAACUGGGAGAGCUCCCUGCAGCCCUGCUUACAAGAACAAAAUCUAUCGAUACCGUCAAGAACACUUCCAGCUGCGGCCGGGCACCGCAUCAAUCAACCACCUCCUCAGCCUCACCUGCAUCUCUAAUCUUUCUUCAUCCCUCAUUCCCCAUCAUCUUUGUCAGCUAACAAAGAAAACCAUCUCGAUCUUGAUAUCUUCUGUGUCCUUGGUCAAACCGUUGUUUUCGCUUACUUUCCCCGCUAUUUGAGCCUCACAACAGCCUUGCCCCACAAACAUUGGGAUACCAGAUCCUCCCGCCGGCCUCUGCACCCAGAAAGGCUGUUUAUCUAUAAUGAGUGUCUCUGAGAUUGAAGACAUCCUUUUCUUCGAGGAUGCCGACACACUGGCUUUUAUCGAAACCCCAUCCUACAAACCCGCCUGGAUCUUGCGGCCCAGUUGUGCCCAGUCUAUCGGUCAUAGAAUCCAUAGUUGGAAGCUUUUGGCAACAGGCUCUGCUGUACUCAGACAGUUAUUCGAUCCAAAAGUACAAGAACGAAAUAUCAAGAAUCGUGGAGGGCUACCGGAGGGAAUAAGGUACAUAAUUGACCUCACUCCUCCCUCGACUGAGGACGAUGCAGUCCUCCACUUGACCGAAUUAUCCUGCCCUCUUGGUAUCAGGACAUGGGCUGCCGCGCGGGAUCGCUGGGAUCUCCCUCCUCAGUGUGUUUCUGGGGUAGAUAUACAUUCAUCCGAUGGUGACGGUGACGAUAAAAAUCAUUCUGGCUAUCCUGCGGAGUACUCGCCCGCGAGGCACCGUGCAGGCAUUAUCCAUGUCCUGCAGGUGUUGGAAGGACUCAAUCCAAAACUUGAUACCCCAUGCAAGCUCUGGACAUUCUUUGCCGUUGCAAAGCUGUACGAAAUCUCAGCCCUGCGGGAUAUUCGCACGCGAGUCACGCUGUGGUUGUAUGAAGGGGAGAACAAACUGUUCAUUCAGCUUCAUCCGGAAAUCGCCUAUCGAAUCGCGAAGGGAAUUCGGUGUGACUACCUUCUACAGGAUGCAUUCUGUGUUCUAGUUGGAGAGGAGGCGUUGCUCCUUCUGCGCAACUCCGGUACUCCCAUUCCUAAGCAACAACAGACUACCACUGUCCAUGGACGACCUCGGGAAAUGUUGGACGACGAUGAUGUGCAGCGGGUGCAGUAUGCCGGUGAAUCGUUUUUAGGUAGUAUCAUUGAGAAAUUCGUCCAACUCAUCGGGGACGAUAUGCACUGGUUGAAGAAUAUACUUGAAUUUCGGCGAGUUUUCUACUCUCCCCAUGGCCCACCAGAGGAGGAAGUAGUGAACGACCUCAUCGCAACCUUGAAAGACUGGGUCCGGGCGACUAUUUUCAUGGUACUUUCUCUGGACACCACGGUUUGGAUGUCAAGCAAAUACAGACUUGAGCUGAGCGGGGAUUACCCUACAAGUGACUAUUUGAACGUUUACAGCUCUAUGCCUUUCAUGGCGCACAUAAUGACGAGAACAUUUUGGGUUAUUCUCAGUGAAAGAAAGCUUAAUGAGAUCGAUGGCGAAAAGGACAUUGGACCAUCUAGAGACCGCUCCCUUGCUAGGCUGGGUGGAUACAUGGGGGCUUUUCGAGAUCAGCACAACGCACUUGUCAGAUACGUAACGGUUGCAGAGCUAAGUCGCAAGGCGCAUGCAUUCAAUUGUCUCUUCAACUCUUUGGCUGCGCAACCAAACGAUCAUACGGCCCAACACGACGGGAAACUAUUCAUGCCCGAGCGAUAUUUCUCACUGUCCAAAUUUGUCUCACAAGUUCAGGGAUACAUUUCAGGAUUUGCCAGGGAAAUGAUAGCGCCUCGUCGACCUGUGAUGUCCUACGACCUAACGGAUACCCUCACACUUCUUACAGAAAGCGAGUACAGAUACCUUCCUUUGUGGGCCGGAGGCUGUGAUGAUGGCUCCGGAGGGGUCUACGCCGACCAGAUACCGCUCGCCGAAACAGACGGAUUUUCUGCUCCGGGACCUUCUAUCCACACCGGAAGCGCCGCACCAUCAACUGCCCCAUCCAUUAUGUCGCUUCUCGAGAGCACAUUGCACGGCGCAUCACAUAGAGCCACUGAAGGCUUUGCUAGCGAAGUCGUAUCUAUCAACUCAGAAGUCGUGUCAGAGACAGGCAACGCGAUUGUAGCCGACCCUUCAGAUUUCAAGAAGGUCGAUGAUGAGCUUUCCUUUGCGUUAGACUCUUCGGCAGAUGAUGUCGACGAUGUUUUUUUUGAUAGUGACAGCGACAGUGAUGAUACCGUUGUUAUUGACCAUGCCGAUAUCAGUGAUUUUAGUGAGCUCGAAGAGAUGAAACUGGACGAGGGCAAGGUGCAGGAUAUUCCAAAAAGGGAGACAAGAGCGGCCGUAUGAGUCAGUUCUUUACAUAUACAUGGUUCCUAAAAUAAUAUGAGAUGAUGUAAUGAUACAAUGACUGAAUGCCAGUAAUGAAUUGUCUAGUUAUGAUCAAUUAACUCUUUCAGGAAG
Aspergillus versicolor CBS 583.65 is the source of this 2563-nucleotide messenger RNA. RefSeq lists its product as uncharacterized. The transcript has a single exon. The record is from RefSeq and is a predicted model, not a curated record. Bases 389 to 2449 code for a protein of 686 amino acids. Lineage: Eukaryota; Fungi; Ascomycota; Eurotiomycetes; Eurotiales; Aspergillaceae.